Molecule: messenger RNA, 9088 nt
Organism: Gracilinanus agilis (Agile Gracile Mouse Opossum)
Lineage: Eukaryota; Metazoa; Chordata; Mammalia; Didelphimorphia; Didelphidae
Gene: MYO9A
Product: myosin IXA
Exons: 42
Coding region: 65-7915 (2616 amino acids)
Biological process (GO): intracellular signal transduction; positive regulation of GTPase activity
Cellular component (GO): myosin complex
Molecular function (GO): microfilament motor activity; protein binding; ATP binding
Source: RefSeq, a predicted model, not a curated record
GCAAUGAAUCUAUUUGGGGCAGUUCAAAACAUGCAGUAUCAAUGCUGAUGGGAUAAAAUCCAAUAUGAAUGUGAGUGAUGUUGGAGGAAGACGACGCUUUGAGGACAAUGAACACACAUUACAUAUUUAUCCUGGGACAAUUGCAGAAGGGACCAUCUACUGUGCAGUCCCAGCCAGAAAAAACUCAACUGCUGCUGAGGUGAUAGAUGCCCUCAUUAAUAGACUCCAACUUGACAAAACAAAAUGUUAUGUUCUAGCUGAAGUGAAAGAAUUUGGUGGGGAAGAAUGGAUACUCAACCCAACAGACUGUCCGGUUCAGCGAAUGAUGAUGUGGCCACGAAUGGCCUUAGAAAACAAAUUGAGUGGGGAAGAUUAUCGAUUCCUUCUGAGAGAAAAAAAUCUUGAUGGUUCAAUCCACUAUGGCAGUCUUCAGUCAUGGCUCCGUGUUACAGAAGAACGUCGGAGGAUGAUGGAACGAGGUUUCCUUCCUCAGCCACAGCAGAAGGAUUACGAUGAUUUAUGUAGUUUACCGGACUUAAAUGAGAAAACACUUCUAGAAAACCUCCGAAACCGCUUUAAGCAAGAAAAAAUUUAUACCUAUGUUGGUAGCAUCCUGAUAGUUAUUAAUCCAUUUAAGUUUCUCCCUAUUUACAAUCCUAAAUAUGUCAAAAUGUAUGAUAACCAUCAACUGGGAAAGCUUGAACCCCACAUUUAUGCUGUAGCAGAUGUAGCCUAUCAUGCUAUGCUUCAGCGCAGAAAGAAUCAAUGCAUUGUUAUAUCAGGGGAAAGUGGUUCUGGGAAAACACAGAGCACAAACUUUCUCAUUCACCAUCUUACAGCUCUCAGCCAGAAGGGAUUUGCCAGUGGAGUGGAACAGAUAAUUCUUGGAGCUGGACCAGUACUUGAGGCUUUUGGAAAUGCAAAGACAGCACACAAUAACAACUCAAGUCGCUUUGGCAAGUUUAUUCAAGUAAAUUAUCAGGAGACUGGAACUGUCCGGGGAGCUUAUGUUGAAAAAUAUCUGUUGGAGAAAUCUAGAUUAGUCUAUCAAGAACACAAUGAACGGAACUACCAUGUGUUCUAUUACUUACUGGCAGGCGCAAGCGAGGAGGAAAGGGCAGCAUUCCAUCUUAAGCAGCCUGAAGAGUAUCAUUACCUCAACCAGAUGACAAAGAAACCCCUCAGACAGAGCUGGGAUGAUUAUUACUAUGACUCUGAGCUGGACUGCUCCAUUGUUGAUGGAGAGGAUUUGAAGCAUGAUUUUGAACGAUUACAGCUGGCAAUGGAAAUGGUGGGAUUUCUUCCCAAAACUCGUAGACAGAUUUUCUCUCUUCUCUCAGCAAUAUUACAUUUGGGUAAUAUCUGUUACAAAAAGAAGACAUAUCGAGAUGAGUCCAUAGAUAUCUGUAAUCCUGAAGUAUUGCCUAUUGUCUCAGAAUUACUAGAAGUGAAAGAAGAGAUGCUAUUUGAAGCAUUAGUUACCAGGAAGACUGUGACUGUGGGCGAGAAGCUCAUUUUGCCAUAUAAACAGGCAGAGGCUGUAACUGUGAGGAACUCCAUGGCAAAAUCUUUAUAUAGUGCCCUUUUUGACUGGAUAGUUUUUCGAAUUAAUCAUGCACUAUUGAACACCAAGGACUUAGAAGAGAGUACCAAGACAUUGUCCAUUGGAGUACUUGAUAUAUUUGGAUUUGAAGAUUAUGAAAGCAACAGCUUUGAACAAUUUUGUAUUAACUUUGCUAAUGAGCGUUUACAGCACUACUUUAAUCAACAUAUAUUUAAACUGGAGCAGGAGGAAUAUAGAACUGAAGGUAUCAGCUGGCACAACAUAGACUAUAUUGAUAAUAGUGGCUGCAUAAAUCUUAUUAGCAAGAAACCAACAGGACUCCUCCACCUGCUCGAUGAAGAAAGCAAUUUUCCACAGGCUACAAACCAGACACUAUUGGAUAAGUUUAAGCGCCAGCAUGAAGGAAACUCUUAUAUUGAAUUUCCAGCAGUGAUGGAACCUGCCUUUAUCAUAAGACAUUAUGCUGGAAAAGUGAAAUAUGGUGUAAAGGAUUUCCGAGAGAAAAAUACAGACCACAUGCGACCAGAUAUUGUUGCUCUUCUACGAAGUAGCAAGAAUGCCUUUAUUUGUGGAAUGAUAGGAAUUGACCCAGUGGCUGUUUUUCGCUGGGCAGUUCUUCGAGCUUUUUUCAGAGCCCUGAUUGCAUUCAGGGAGGCUGGAAAGAGAUAUAUUCAGAAGAAAAUUGGGAAGGAUGAUGCAGGACCAUGUGCGGUUUUGAAAAGUGUGGAUAGUUUUAGCUUUCUUCAUCACCCAGUCCAUCAAAGGAGCUUAGAGAUUCUUCAGAGAUGCAAGGAGGAGAAGUACAGUAUAACUAGGAAAAGUCCCAGAACACCUCUUUCUGAUCUCCAAGGUGUGAACACUCUUAAUGAGAAAAGCCAACGUGACACUUUUGGCAUUGACUGGAAUGGCAAGACUAGCAUCCGACCGAACAGACUGUCAAGCUGCAGUUCCUUGCUGGACAAAGAUGGAAUAUUUAUUAAUUCAAAUAACAGCAAGCUUCUGGAGAGGGCCCAUGGCAUUCUUAUGAGAAACAAGAACUUUAAACCUAAACCUGUUCUUCCAAAGCAUUUGCUAGAGGUAAAUUCUUUAAAGCACCUGACUAACCUGACCCUGCAGGAUCGCAUCACUAAGUCCCUCCUUCAUCUGCACAAGAAGAAAAAGCCCCCUAGCAUAAGUGCCCAGUUUCAGGUAUCGCUAAACAAAUUGAUGGAAACACUUGGUCAAGCAGAACCAUAUUUUGUCAAGUGCAUUCGGUCUAAUGCUGAAAAGCUUCCUUUAAGAUUCAGUGACCCAUUGGUACUUAGACAGCUGCGGUACACAGGGAUGCUGGAAACAGUUCGAAUUCGUCAGUCAGGAUACAGCUGCAAAUAUUCUUUCCAGGAUUUUGUGGAUCAUUUCCAUGUUCUUCUCCAGCGUGACACUAUUCCUUCAAAAUUUAACAUCCAAGAUUUCUUCAGGAAAAUAAAGUUUAGUCCCAAAAAUUAUCAAGUUGGAAAAACCAUGGUAUUCCUGAAAGAACAAGAGCGCCAACACUUACAGGACUUGCUACAUCAGGAAGUGCUCCAACGGAUUAUACUGCUGCAGCGAUGGUUCCGGGCCAUGCUUUCUAGACAGCAUUUCCUCCAUCUGAGGCAGGCAGUCAUCAUCCUGCAGCGAUCCUGGCGAAAUUAUUUGAGUAGGAAGCACGCUGAAGGCAGAGAUGUCCAGGCUGAUGCUCUGGUUGUGAAUAAUGCAGCAGCUGUUCUCCAAGCUGCUUGGAGGGCUUACUGGGGGAGGCGGCGGUAUCUGCAGAUGCGGACUGCAGCUUCCAUCAUUCAAGAAACGUGGCGGGAGCACUGCAGGCGAAGGCAUGCUGCUGCCACCUGCAUACAGGCAGGAUGGAGAGGCUACUGGAAAAGCAAACUGUACAAGGAACAAAGAAACAAAAUUAUCCUGUUACAGGCAGCGUGCCGAGGAUUCAGAGCCAGGCAAAGAUUUAGAGCUUUGAAAGAACAGAGAUUAAAAGAAACAAAAUUGAAAAAUGGAUUAGCAAUUAAAGAGAAUACUCUAGAGAUUCGGGGUUCAGACCCUUCCAAAUGGGAGGAUGGAUCGUUUGAAGAAAGAAUGAAAUCUGUAGAAGAUUACAAAUUUGUAAUAGAAAAUAAUCGGAUCAGUCAUGCCAAUUCAGUGGACAUAUCUGAGGACUUACCAUGCAGACAACAAGAAAGAGCUAUUAGCCAAAGUAGUGUGGACUUGGAGCAAGAUAUAAUUGUAAGACAGAGACGCAAGUCAUUAGAAGAUCUCAAUCAAAAAAAAGUAGGGCGAGCAAAAAGAGAAAGCCGGAGAAUGCGUGAAUUGGAGCAGGCUAUAUUUAGCUUAAAAUUACUUAAGGUCCGUGGUGGGAUUUCUCCUUCAGAAGAGCAUAGAUGGUCCACAGAACUGAUUUCUGAGGGCCUACGAUCAUCACAAGGAAGCCCUGAGAGUGAAAGUUCUCAGGGAAGCUUAGAACUUUUAAGUUUUGAAGAGAAUCCAAAAAACAAACUAGAUUCAGUGUUUUCAAAUGAGGAGGACGUACAUAUUCUCUCACCUAAGGUACAGAAAACUGUAUCCCAUGAUCCAAAUUUUGAUUUACAAGAAAACACUCCCAUUGUAUCAGAUGAGAAUAGUAAUAUAUUUAUUAGAAAGAGGACACCCUCCAAUUCAGAGUUCUCAGAGAGUGUUGCUGGAAAAGACAAGAAAGGCUGUGAUUCUCAGACCAUUACCUAUAAGCCACAAUUCAGAGAGCCCUUCAUCUCAAAUAGUCUACCAACUUUCUACAUACCACCACAAAAUCCUGCAAAAGUCAGUCUUGAGUUUGGGGUAGGUACUUUGAAAAACUUAGCAUCUGGAAGUGAAGAAAAGUCAGGGACAGCUGUUACUGUGGAUAUAGACAGAGAAAGCAGAAAACACUGCCUGGAAGAAGAUAGGACAGCGGCUAUUGCAUCCAUGAAUGUUGACUUUUCUAAUACUGUGCUUAAGAAGUUGGAAAGGCUGAACAUGGAAAAGGAAGAAAGGCAAAAGCAACUGCAGCAGCAAAAUGAAAAAGAAAUGAUGGAACAGAUUCGCCAGCAGAAGGACAUUCUGGAACGGGAGCGAAAAGCCAUCAAGAAUAUCGAAAUUCCAUGGAAAACAGGAGAGUCUUCCCUGACAAAGUCUGUCAGACCAUCAAAGCAAACAGUUGAAAGGCCACAGUCUCUCCUCAUAAACCCUACAAACAAGGAAGAACAGAAUUUGCCUGGACCUUUUUCAGUAACUAUUAAAGGCCUCACUGUUAGCCCAAAAGGAAGUAUCCCUGAUGAACCAGUUCAAAGGGACCGACCUGUCACAAUGUUCUUUGAAGGUAAAGAAAGCCAAAAACAGCCAGGUAUUCCACAGGUUAGAACUGAGGGUUGGAACACUAAACUGAAUGUAGCUUCCAAGGACCUGCAUUCCCACGAGGGAAGGACCAAAGCUAUUUUCUUCACACCAAAGGACCAUUUGGGUCUCUCACAUUUCAGUAAGGAAUAUUUAAGCCAUGGAAAUAAUCAACUCCACACAAGAGGCGAACCACCUGGGAAGCCUGUGAAAUUUACUGGGCCAGUCAAAGGAGAGGUUGCCAGACCGGCCCAUAAAAAGAAAGCUCGCAUGGCGCGGACGCGCUCCGAUUUCUUGACUAGAGGUACUUUUGCUGAUGGGGAGGGGGAUACAGAGGAAGAUGAUUACGAUGACAUUAUUGAGCCCCUUCUAUCCCCUCACCAAGCUUCUCACCCUGAGCCAGGGCCUUCAGCAAGCCUGGGGCAGGCUUAUCACAGUGACUCGGAAAUGACUUUGCAGCGUUUCACUUCAUCAGAAGGCCAAACAAAGCUCCAUAAAACCAUGUCUCAAGGAGAGAUUACAAAUUUAGCAGCUGUACAGAAGACUUCAGUUGCUGAUGGAAGACCUCAAAGAGCAAAGAUGAGAUUCUGGGCAAAAGGGAAACAAGGAGACAAGAAGCCUUCCAGAGAAAAGCUGGCCCCUCAGGCGGAGUUGUUAGAGUUUUCUGCUGAUCCAGAGUCAGGUGGCAUUGAUAUGUUUCCUGCCCUCCACCAUCCUGAAGAAAUAGGUCCCCAUAAUCCAACACCCCCUAGGAGCCCAGACUUAUCUGGAAAUUGUAAGAAAGAAUUCAAAGAGAACAAAGACCCUUCUCCAAAGGCAAAGCGCAAACGCAGUGUGAAGAUAAGUAAUGUUGCUCUGGAAUCUGCCCAGUGGCAAAAUGACUCUGUCCAAAUAAUAACAAGAGCCAGUGACUUGAAGAGCAUGGAUGAGUUUCUUCUAAAAAAGAUGAAUGAUUUGGAUAAUGAGGACAGCAAGAAGGAUACAUUAGUGGAUGUUGUAUUUAAAAAAGCAUUGAAAGAAUUUCGGCAAAAUAUUUUCAGUUUUUACUCAUCUGCACUGGCAAUGGAUGAUGGAAAAAGCAUUCGGUACAAAGACCUGUAUGCCCUGUUUGAACAGAUUCUAGAGAAGACUAUGAGGCUUGAGCAACGGGAUUGGAGUGAAUCCCCAGUUAAAGUUUGGGUUAACACUUUUAAAGUCUUCCUAGAUGAGUACAUGACUGAAUUCAAGCUUUUGGAUUGCAUUGCCACAAAGGUGCCAAAAACAGAAAGGAAAAAGAGAAGGAAAAAAGAAACUGAUUUUAUGGAAGAACAUAAUGGGCACAUCUUUAAGGCCACCCAGUACAGUAUCCCUACCUACUGUGAGUACUGUUCUUCCCUUAUAUGGAUAAUGGACAGAGCUUCUGUUUGCAAAUUAUGCAAGUAUGCCUGCCACAAAAAGUGCUGCUUGAAAACCACAGCCAAGUGCUCUAAAAAGUAUGAUCCAGAACUUUCUUCUCGACAGUUUGGGGUUGAACUGUCUAGAUUAACCAGUGAAGAACGAACUGUUCCACUAGUGGUAGAGAAACUAAUAAACUACAUUGAAAUGCAUGGAUUAUAUACAGAGGGUAUUUACCGAAAAUCUGGCUCAACUAAUAAAAUCAAGGAGCUUCGCCAAGGUCUAGACACUGAUCUUGACAGUGUAAAUCUAGAUGACUACAACAUUCAUGUCAUUGCCAGUGUGUUCAAACAAUGGCUUCGAGAUUUGCCUAAUCCUCUCAUGACCUUUGAACUCUACGAGGAAUUUCUGAGAGCUAUGGGUCUGCAAGAAAGAAAGGAGACCAUUCAUGGUGUAUAUUCUGUGAUUGAUCAGCUAUCCCGAACACAUCUUAAUACUCUAGAACGCCUUAUCUUUCAUCUGGUCAGGAUUGCACUACAGGAGGAUACCAACCGCAUGUCUGCUAAUGCCUUAGCCAUCGUAUUUGCUCCCUGUAUUCUCCGUUGUCCAGACACAAUUGACCCACUACAGAGCGUGCAGGACAUCAGCAAAACAACGACCUGUGUGGAACUUAUAGUUGUGGAACAGAUGAACAAAUAUAAGGCCCGUCUCAAAGAUAUCAAUAGCCUGGAGUUUGCUGAGAACAAGGCCAAGACCAGGCUGUCCCUGAUCCGACGAUCAAUGGGUAAAGGGCGUAUUCGUAAGGGAAAUCACCCAAAUCCAUCAUCUCCUGUUGCAGUCCGGCUACCCUCCAUGUCUGAAGUUCCAGAAGAAACUGUGACUAAUGAGGAAGCCACAGAGGUGGAUGUCACAGAGCAACAGCAGGCAGCCAUGCAGCAGGAAGAGAGAGUGCUGACUGAGCAGAUUGAAAACUUACAGAAAGAAAAGGAGGAACUAACAUUUGAGAUGCUUGCCUUGGAACCCCGGGCCUCAGAUGAUGAAACACUUGAGUCUGAAGCCUCAAUUGGCACUGCUGAUAGCUCUGAGAAUUUGAACUUUGACUCUGAAGGAGCUUUCUCUGAUAAAUCAGAGAAAAGUUUAGCACUUGGCUCCCUGAAGCCUUCUAAGAUUGAAUCAUCAACUAAGUUGCGAAGGCAGCUGAAAAAACAACAGGAAUCUCUGGAUUCAGUGGACUUUGCCGUUUCCUCUCUGUCUCCGUACAGCGUAGCCUCUUCUCAUGGGACCAGAAAGCGAUUUCAGAUUCAUUCCAAAUCCCCCUUCUACCGAGCUGCUUCAGUUGGCGAGACCCCCGAGUCCCGGCUAGUGGUGGAAGGUUCCCUGUACCAGGCCAGGACCCUGGAGGAUAGGCCUCAGUUCAUUAGCCGAGGCACAUUCAACCCUGAAAAAGGCAAACAAAAACUCAAGAAUGUGAAAAACUCACCCCAGAAAACCAAAGACCUCCCAGAGGGGACAUUAGGGGCAAGUCACAAAAGAAAUGCGGAUCCUGACUGUGGUGCUACCCAGCAACAGAUUCUUUAUGGGAACAGCAAAGAGUUCAUGGUCUGACCCAGCAGGCGCCUGUCCCCUCACCGCCACAGAGUGGUGGCAGCAUCUCAUCUUAGGGUUUUCCCCUGUCAUGACGCUCACUCAUAGCCGUCCAUCCUAGGCACCGUCAUCAGCAACUGUCCCGCCUCCUGCCUGAGCCAAAGCAGCCGCUGCCGGCUUGGAUCCCGGCCUCCCAGGGGGAUAGUGGAAAGGAGGAGCCAGACAGGCUCAGCGAAACCUGCCGGGAAGAGUUGUAGCUGUGGCUUUAGCUGUUCUUAACUUGGGGAAACUCAGAACCUGCCAGGAUUUAUUCUUUGAACAGAUGUCCAAAGAACUGCAGAAGGCUUUCCCAGUUAGCUCUAUGGGGCUUUGCCUUUGCCUCUUCUCCCUUCUCCCCAGCAAUCUACCACCGUCUGAGUCGGAGUGAGCGAUGGGGCGCAAAGGCAGGCAUGGCGGGCCUCUUGGACCAACAGAUGGUUGACCCGCAAGGAAUAGGUCCGUUCUUCUUGACCUCAAACGCAAAGGUUAUAGACUUGGAUAUGCUUGGGAGUACGUAGAGGCUGCAGCUGAUUUAAACUUUCCCAAGGACCUAGAACAAAUGAAUGGAGCUCUUCACUCCAGACUAUUUAUAAUGCACUCCACUUUGUUGUCAAGUGAAAAUCACAAGGCUCUCAUUUCCAUUAAACAAUCAGAGCAUGUCUCACACACUAUAGGGUUAUGCAAUGAAAGAAGAGAUUAUUUUAUUUUAUUUUAUUUUGUUAAGAUGUCAGAAUAACCAAUGCCAGUUUGACUCCUGGUUGGUUUGCGCCAAAUACACAAGUGUGCCGAGUUUUCAAUAGCCAUACAACUCCCGUGUUCCCUGGGCGCAAAGAACCAGGUUCCUUUUUUUUUUUUACAUUUUAUUAGAUCUGUGAUCCUCAGACUUUAAAGCUGCAUCAUAAUCCCUCUUGUGUUGCUCUGUAUCCACUGAUCAUCAAACAAGAGACAGCAUAUUAACAACUCGUUCUGCUGGAAAAUCAUCAGGAAAGUCUCACCCCUACCCCAAAAAGUGUGACUGUUUAAUUAUAUCUUCCAAAACGUUCAUAUGCAAUAGUGCAUGAAUAAAUGUUACAAAAAGCUGCCAAAAGGAAAAUACUAUUUUUUAAAAUGUGACCCAACUAACUUUUCUCUCUUUUUCCUCAGACCAUCAGUAUU